UCCCAAACAAGUGCAGGGUAAAACAAGAGAACAUCUGAAUCUGGGGCUGAGGCGGCAGGGACUGCUGCAGGCUUGGGGUUUGGCUUUUUGGAUUUUUGUUAAGAGUCUUGAAUGUAUGUCCUACGAUGGCAGUUGAUGACAGCAAUUUAUAUUCCAGAACGAAGAACAAACUAAAUUCGUCUCAAAAUGAUUAUAAAUCAUCAAGACGGAGUAGUCUGCCACCUGAACUACUCAUAGGAAAUGACAUUAGAGGAAGACUUCAAAGAAACUUGAAAAAUUUGGAACCUAUUCACCUGAGGCGCCCGAAAAAGAGACCGUCCAUAUUUCCAGCUUCUCCAGUUGGCAACGGUUAUAUCAAGCCUCCAGUUCCACCUGUUUCUGGCACACAAAGAGAGAAAGGACCGCCAACCAUGUUACCCAUCAGUGUGGAUCCAGACAGCAAACCAGGAGAAUAUGUCCUCAAGAGUUUAUUUGUCAACUUUACCACUCAGGCUGAGCGCAAGAUUCGCAUCAUUAUGGCAGAACCUCUGGAAAAGCCAUUGACAAAAUCUCUACAACGUGGAGAAGAUCCCCAAUUUGACCAAGUCAUCAGCUCCAUGAGCUCCCUUUCUGAGUACUGCCUGCCUUCCAUUCUACGUACAUUAUUUGACUGGUAUAAAAGGCAAAAUGGCAUCGAGGAUGAAUCACAUGAAUACAGACCACGAACAAGCAAUAAAUCAAAAAGUGACGAACAACAGCGAGAUUAUUUAAUGGAAAGACGGGACCUCGCCAUUGAUUUUAUUUUUUCCUUAGUAUUAAUAGAAGUUUUGAAACAGAUUCCACUUCAUCCUGUAAUAGACAGUCUAAUACAUGAUGUUAUUAAUUUGGCUUUCAAGCACUUUAAGUACAAAGAAGGGUACCUUGGUCCUAACACUGGCAAUAUGCACAUUGUGGCAGACCUGUAUGCAGAAGUCAUUGGAGUGUUGGCACAAGCUAAAUUCCCUGCUGUAAAGAAGAAAUUUAUGGCAGAACUCAAAGAAUUACGGUACAAAGAGCAGAGCCCAUAUGUUGUUCAAAGCAUUAUCAGCUUGAUAAUGGGGAUGAAAUUCUUUCGAAUUAAGAUGUAUCCAGUGGAGGACUUUGAGGCCUCUCUUCAGUUUAUGCAGGAAUGUGCACAUUAUUUCCUCGAGGUCAAAGACAAAGAUAUCAAGCAUGCCUUGGCUGGGCUUUUUGUUGAAAUUCUCGUCCCAGUUGCUGCUGCUGUUAAAAAUGAAGUAAAUGUUCCCUGCCUUAGAAACUUUGUUGAAAGCCUAUAUGACACCACACUGGAACUUUCUUCUCGAAAGAAGCAUUCGUUGGCCCUGUACCCACUGGUGACCUGUCUUCUUUGUGUCAGUCAAAAGCAGCUGUUCCUGAACAGGUGGCAUAUUUUCCUCAACAACUGCUUAUCCAACCUUAAAAAUAAAGACCCCAAGAUGGCUCGAGUUGCACUGGAAUCUCUGUACAGAUUACUUUGGGUUUACAUGAUUCGAAUUAAAUGUGAAAGCAACACAGCUACUCAGAGCCGUCUUAUAACCAUCAUCACAACACUUUUCCCCAAAGGGUCCCGUGGUGUGGUGCCAAGGGAUAUGCCUCUGAACAUCUUUGUGAAAAUCAUCCAGUUCAUUGCCCAGGAACGUUUAGAUUUUGCAAUGAAAGAAAUUAUUUUUGAUUUUCUUUGUGUGGGAAAACCAGCAAAAGCUUUCAGUCUCAAUCCAGAGAGAAUGAACAUUGGUUUACGGGCAUUCUUAGUAAUAGCCGAUAGCUUGCAGCAGAAAGAUGGUGAGCCUCCCAUGCCGGUGACAGGAGCUGUUCUCCCAUCAGGAAACACACUGAGAGUGAAGAAAACAUAUUUGAGUAAAACGCUAACUGAAGAAGAAGCCAAAAUGAUAGGCAUGUCAUUAUAUUACUCUCAAGUGCGAAAAGCUGUGGACAACAUUUUAAGGCAUCUUGAUAAAGAAGUAGGAAGGUGUAUGAUGCUAACGAAUGUUCAGAUGCUAAAUAAAGAACCUGAAGACAUGAUCACGGGUGAGAGAAAGCCAAAAAUAGAUCUUUUCAGAACCUGUGUUGCUGCUAUCCCUCGACUGCUUCCCGAUGGGAUGUCAAAACUUGAACUUAUUGACUUGCUGGCUAGGCUCUCUAUUCAUAUGGACGAUGAGCUGCGACAUAUUGCACAAAAUUCCCUUCAGGGUUUACUUGUUGACUUCUCAGACUGGAGGGAAGAUGUACUGUUUGGUUUUACCAACUUCCUACUCCGGGAAGUCAAUGAUAUGCAUCAUACGCUCCUUGAUUCAUCCCUGAAGUUACUGCUCCAGCUGCUCACCCAAUGGAAACUGGUCAUACAAACUCAUGGAAAAGCCUAUGAACAAGCCAACAAGAUCAGAAAUUCAGAGCUAAUUGCAAAUGGCUCCAGCCACAGAAUCCAGUCAGAACGAGGCCCCCACUGCAGUGUUCUUCACGCUGUAGAAGGCUUUGCUCUGGUUUUACUCUGCAGUUUCCAGGUGGCCACACGCAAACUGUCCGUUUUAAUACUCAAGGAAAUUCGAGCUUUAUUUGUUGCCCUGGGUCAGCCCGAGGACGAUGACAGGCCUAUGAUUGAUGUCAUGGAUCAGCUAAGUUCUUCCAUUCUUGAAAGUUUCAUUCAUGUAGCAGUUUCAGAUUCGGCAACAUUACCACUGACCCACAGUGUGGAUCUGCAGUGGUUGGUGGAGUGGAACGCAGUCCUGGUCAAUAGCCAUUACGAUGUAAAGAGUCCUUCCCAUGUCUGGAUCUUCGCUCAGUCUGUCAAAGACCCCUGGGUCCUCUGCCUCUUCAGUUUCCUGCGGCAGGAGAACUUGCCUAAACACUGCCCCACAGCCCUCAGCUACGCCUGGCCAUACGCCUUCACUCGGCUCCAGUCUAUCAUGCCCCUCGUAGACCCCAAUAGCCCAAUCAAUGCUAAGAAAACCAGCACUGCCAGCAGCGGAGACAAUUAUGUUACAUUAUGGAGAAAUUACCUUAUUCUUUGUUUUGGAGUUGCAAAACCCAGCAUUAUGAGCCCGGGACACUUAAGAGCUUCCACUCCAGAAAUAAUGGCGACCACACCUGAUGGUACAGUGAGCUACGAUAACAAGGCCAUAGGCACCCCAUCGGUGGGAGUUCUGUUAAAGCAGUUGGUGCCUUUGAUGAGACUAGAGGGCAUUGAGAUCACAGAGUCCUUAGUUUUAGGAUUUGGAAGAACAAAUUCCCUUGUUUUCAGAGAAUUGGUAGAAGAACUUCAUCCAUUAAUGAAGGAAGCUCUGGAACGAAGACCAGAGAACAAAAAACGCCGAGAACGGCGGGACUUGUUAAGGCUACAACUACUUCGAAUUUUUGAGCUUUUGGCUGAUGCGGGUGUCAUAAGUGACAGCACAAAUGGAGCCUUAGAACGAGAUACUUUAGCUCUUGGAGCUUUGUUCUUAGAAUAUGUGGACCUGACCCGCAUGCUUCUAGAAGCUGAAAAUGACAAAGAAGUAGAAAUUCUUAAAGAUAUCCGGGCACAUUUUAGUGCAAUGGUCGCCAACUUGAUUCAGUGCGUUCCAGUUCACCACCGAAGAUUUCUGUUUCCCCAGCAGAGCCUGAGGCAUCAUCUUUUCAUCUUAUUUAGCCAGUGGGCAGGCCCUUUCAGCAUUAUGUUUACUCCUCUGGAUCGCUACAGUGAUAGAAAUCAUCAGAUUACAAGAUACCAGUAUUGUGCAUUAAAGGCAAUGUCAGCAGUAUUGUGCUGUGGCCCUGUGUUUGACAACGUGGGCCUUUCUCCAGAUGGCUACCUGUAUAAGUGGCUUGACAACAUUCUGGCUUGUCAAGAUUUACGAGUUCAUCAGCUUGGCUGUGAAGUUGUCGUCUUGCUAUUGGAACUUAAUCCAGACCAAAUUAAUCUUUUUAAUUGGGCGAUUGACCGAUGUUACACAGGUUCCUACCAGCUCGCAUCUGGCUGCUUCAAAGCCAUAGCAACUGUGUGUGGAAGCAGGAACUAUCCUUUCGACAUAGUGACGCUGUUAAACCUUGUUCUGUUCAAGGCCUCUGACACCAACAGAGAAAUUUAUGAAAUCUCCAUGCAGCUCAUGCAGAUCCUUGAAGCAAAGCUUUUCGUAUACUCAAAGAAAAUAGCUGAACAGAGACCGGGCAGUAUUCUCUAUGGAACACAUGGCCCACUGCCACCGCUCUACAGUGUGUCCCUAGCCCUCCUGUCGUGUGAACUGGCCAGGAUGUACCCCGAGCUCACCCUCCCACUCUUCUCAGAAGUCAGCCAGCGAUUCCCCACCACACAUCCGAAUGGGCGUCAGAUCAUGCUCACCUAUCUGCUGCCCUGGCUGCACAACAUUGAGCUGGUGGACAGCAGGCUCCUCCUCCCAGGGUCAAGCCCCAGCAGCCCAGAGGAUGACGUCAAGGAUCGGGAAGGAGAAGCCACCACUUCACAUGGGCUGCGAGGGAGUGGCUGGGGCUCCCCUGAAGCUACGUCACUGGUCCUGAACAACCUCAUGUACAUGACAGCCAAGUACGGAGAUGAAGUUCCUGGCCCCGAAAUGGAAAAUGCUUGGAAUGCGUUAGCCAACAACGAGAAAUGGAGCAACAACCUGAGGAUCACCUUGCAGUUCCUGAUCAGCCUGUGUGGAGUUAGCAGUGACACGCUCCUCUUGCCCUACAUUAAAAAGGUGGCGAUAUAUUUGUGCCGUAACAACACCAUUCAGACCAUGGAAGAGCUUCUCUUUGAGCUGCAGCAGACGGAGCCAGUAAACCCCAUUGUCCAGCACUGUGACAACCCGCCCUUCUACCGCUUUGCAGCCAGCAGCAAGGCCUCUGCAGCAGCCUCUGGAACCACUUCCAGCAGCAACACAGUGGUUGCUGGCCAGGACAGUUUCCCAGAUGCCGAGGAGAGCAAGAUACUGAAAGAAUCUGAUGAGAGGUUUAGUAACGUCAUCAGAGCCCACACCCGCCUAGAGUCAAGAUACAGCAAUAGCUCUGGAGGAUCAUAUGAUGAAGAUAAAAAUGACCCAAUUUCUCCCUAUACGGGCUGGCUGUUGACUAUUACAGAGACCAAACAGCCACAGCCCCUUCCCAUGCCUUGUACUGGAGGAUGCUGGGCCCCUCUGGUUGACUAUCUUCCAGAAACCAUCACUCCCCGGGGUCCCCUCCACAGGUGCAAUAUUGCUGUUAUUUUUAUGACUGAGAUGGUGGUGGAUCACAGUGUGAGAGAAGAUUGGGCUCUUCAUCUACCAUUAUUACUUCAUGCUGUCUUCUUAGGUUUGGACCACUACCGGCCUGAAGUCUUUGAACACAGCAAAAAAUUGCUUCUUCACCUCUUGAUUGCCCUCUCUUGCAACAGCAAUUUUCAUACCAUUGCUUCUGUGCUCCUACAGACUCGAGAGAUGGGCGAAGCUAAGACUCUAACAGUUCAGCCAGCUUAUCAACCAGAGUAUCUCUACACAGGUGGCUUUGACUUCCUGAGAGAGGACCAGUCAUCCCCAGUGCCAGACUCGGGGCUGAGCUCCAGUUCCACGUCGUCCAGCAUCAGCCUGGGGGGUAGCAGUGGGAACCUCCCUCAGAUGACCCAGGAGGUAGAGGAUGCAGACACAACUGCUGAAGCAGAUGAGAAAGCAAACAAGCUGAUUGAGUUUCUGACAACCAGGGCAUUUGGUCCACUUUGGUGCCAUGAAGACAUCACACCCAAAAAUCAAAAUUCAAAGAGUGCUGAACAGCUCACUAAUUUUCUACGUCAUGUUGUAUCAGUAUUUAAAGACUCCAAAUCAGGUUUCCAUCUGGAGCAACACCUGAGUGAAGUUGCUUUGCAGACAGCCCUUGCAAGCUCCUCGAGGCACUAUGCUGGACGGUCUUUCCAGAUAUUCCGGGCACUCAAGCAACCUCUGUCAGCACACGCCUUGUCUGAUCUUCUCUCCAGACUAGUGGAGGUGAUUGGAGAACAUGGAGAUGAGAUUCAGGGUUAUGUAAUGGAAGCACUCCUUACGUUGGAAGCUGCCGUGGAUAACUUGUCUGACUGCUUGAAGAACAGUGAUCUCUUAACGGUAUUAUCUCGCUCUUCAUCACCAGAUUUAAGCUCUAGCACUAAACUAACAGCAAGCAGAAAGAGCACAGGACAACUAAAUGUAAACCCUGGGACAGCCAGUGGCAACACCACAACCACAGAACGGAGCCGGCAUCAAAGAAGCUUUUCUGUGCCCAAGAAGUUUGGAGUUGUUGACCGAUCCUCAGACCCACCUAGAAGUGCCACCCUGGAUAGAAUUCAGGCUUGUACCCAGCAAGGCCUCUCCUCAAAAACCAGAAGUUCAUCUUCCUUGAAGGACAGCCUCUCGGAUCCGUCACACAUAAAUCAUCCAACGAACUUAUUAGCCACCAUCUUUUGGGUCACAGUGGCCUUGAUGGAAUCAGAUUUUGAGUUUGAAUACCUAAUGGCCUUAAGGCUGUUGAACAGACUACUGGCUCAUAUGCCGCUUGAUAAAGUUGAGAACCGAGAAAAACUUGAGAAACUCCAGGCACAGCUGAAGUGGUCAGACUUCUCAGGGUUGCAGCAGCUGCUGCUCAAAGGAUUCACCUCCCUCACCACCACUGACCUGACCCUGCAGCUUUUCAGUUUGCUCACACCAGUAUCCAAAGUAUCCAUGGUGGAUUCAUCCCAGGCCAUUGGAUUUCCACUGAACGUGUUGUGUCUCCUGCCCCAGCUGAUCCAGCAUUUUGAAAAUCCCAAUCAGUUUUGCAAGGAUAUAGCUGAAAGGAUUGCUCAGGUGUGUUUGGAAGAGAAGAACCCCAAACUUUCCAAUCUUGCACACGUCAUGACCCUUUAUAAAACACACAGCUACACGAGGGACUGUGCCACAUGGGUCAAUGUGGUCUGCCGAUACCUUCAUGAAGCAUUUGCCGACAUUACCUUGAAUAUGGUGACCUACCUGGCCGAGCUGCUGGAGAAGGGUCUCCCCAGUAUGCAGCAGCCCCUCCUCCAGGUGAUCUACAGUCUCCUCAGCUACAUGGACUUGUCAGUCGUCCCUGUAAAGCAGUUUAAUGUGGAAGUUCUGAAGACCAUUGAAAAAUAUGUGCAAAGUGUUCACUGGAGAGAAGCUUUGAAUAUCCUGAAGCUGGUAGUGUCACGAUCUGCCAGCCUCGUUUUACCUUCCUAUCAGCACAGUGACCUCUCAAAGAUAGAAAUACAUCGAGUGUGGACCAGUGCCUCUAAGGAAUUACCUGGAAAAACCCUAGACUUUCACUUCGAUAUUUCAGAGACACCAAUCAUCGGGAGGCGAUACGAUGAGCUACAGAACUCUUCUGGACGGGAUGGGAAGCCCAGGGCCAUGGCCGUUACCAGGAGCACAUCCUCUACUUCAUCAGGCUCCAAUUCCAAUGUUCUUGUUCCUGUAAGCUGGAAAAGGCCUCAGUAUUCUCAGAAGAGAACAAAAGAGAAGUUGGUGCACGUCCUUUCUCUGUGUGGCCAAGAAGUAGGAUUAAGCAAAAAUCCAUCAGUGAUUUUUUCAUCGUGUGGGGACUUGGAUCUACUUGAGCACCAGACGAGCUUGGUGUCUUCUGAGGACGGCGCCCGAGAGCAGGAGAACAUGGAUGACACAAACAGCGAGCAGCAGUUUAGAGUCUUUAGAGACUUCGAUUUCCUAGAUGUGGAGCUGGAGGAUGGAGAGGGUGAGAGUAUGGACAAUUUCAACUGGGGAGUGCGCAGGCGUUCUCUGGAUAGUUUGGACAAGUGUGACAUGCAGCUUCUGGAGGAGCGCCAACUUUCAGGAAGGUCUCCCAGCCUCAAUAAAAUGAACCAUGAGGAUUCUGAUGAAUCCUCUGAAGAGGAGGACCUCACAACCAGCCAGAUCCUGGAGCACUCCGACCUAAUCAUGACUCGUUCCCCUUCCGAGGAGACUAAUCCCAUGGAAUCGCUCACCACAGCCUGUGACAUGACCCCUGCUGACCCUCAUUCAUUCAACACCAGAAUGGCUAGUUUUGAUGCAUCUUUGUCUGAUAUGAAUAAUCUGCAGAUUUCUGAGGGCUCAAAGGCUGAAGCUGUUCAGGAGGAAGAGGACACGGCCGUACAUGAGGACGAUCUUUCUAGUUCUGUCAAUGAACUCCCAGCAACUUUCGAAUGCAGUGGUAGCUUUAGCCUGGAUAUGACUGAGGCAGAAGAAAAAGGCAAUAGAGCACUGGACCAGUUUACUCUUGCAAGCUUCGGAGAAGGGGACAGGGGGGUUUCCCCCCCUCCCUCGCCCUUCUUCUCGGCCAUCCUUGCUGCAUUUCAGCCGGCAGCCUGUGAUGAUGCAGAGGAAGCUUGGCGCAGCCACAUCAACCAGCUUAUGUGCGACUCGGAUGGCUCCUGUGCUGUGUAUACAUUUCAUGUGUUCUCCUCCUUGUUUAAGAAUAUUCAGAAAAGGUUCUGCUUCCUAACCUGUGAUGCCGCCAGUUACCUUGGAGACAAUCUCCGGGGAAUUGGGUCCAAGUUUGUCAGCUCUUCUCAGAUGCUCACCUCCUGCUCCGAAUGCCCUACACUCUUUGUGGAUGCUGAAACUCUCCUUUCUUGUGGACUUCUGGACAAGCUCAAGUUCAGUGUUUUAGAACUGCAGGAAUAUUUGGAUACCUACAACAAUAGAAAAGAAGCCACUCUCUCAUGGCUUGCAAACUGUAAGGCAACAUUUGCAGGAGGAUCAAGAGAUGGAGUAAUUACCUGUCAACCAGGGGACUCGGAAGAAAAGUUGUUGUGAAAACCACCAUUAAACCUGAACCAAAAUGGGAAAGGAGAAGAUUCCCAUCAACAUCAUUGUCACUGGACAUGUAGAUUCGGAAAAGUCUAUCACUACUGGUCGUGUGAUCUACAAAUGUGAUGGGAUCAACAAAAGAACUAUCGAAAAAUUUGAGAAGGAGGCAGCUGAGAUGGGAAAGGGCUCCUUCAAGUAUGCCUGUGUCUUGGAUAAACUGAAGCUGAACAUGAACAUGGUAUCACCACUGAUAUCUCCCUGUGGAAAUUCAAGACCAGCAAGUAUUGUGUGACCAUCACUGAUGCCCCAGGACACAAAGACUUUAUCAAAAACAUGAUUACAGGAACAUCUCAGGCUGACUGGCUGUCCUGAUCAUUGCUGCUGGUGUUAGUGAAUUUGAAGCAGGUUUCCCCAAGAAUGGGCAGACCUGUGGCAUGCCCUUCUGGCUUACACACUAGGUGAAAAACAACUAAUUGUUGGUGUUAACAAAUUGGAUUCCACUGAGCCACCCUACAGCCAGAAGAGAUACAAGGAAAUCGUUAAGGAAUAUAGCACCUACAUUAAGAAAAUUGGCCACAAUCCCAACACAGCAGCAUAUGUGCCAAUUUCUGGUUGGAAUGGUGACAACAUGCUGGAGCCAAGUGCUAACAUGCCUUGAUUCAAAGGAUGGAAAGUCACCCAUAAAAAUGGGAUUGCCAGUGGAACCACACUGCUUGAAGCUCCGGAUUGCAUUCUGCCACCAACUUGUCCACCAACUGACAAGUCCUUGCAUCUGCAUCUCUAGGACGUCUACAAAAUUGGUGGUUAUUGGUACUGUCCCUGUGGGUCACGUGGAGACUGGUGUUCUUAAACCUGGCAUGGUGGUCACCUUUGCUCCAGUCAGUGUUAAAAUUGAAGUGAAGUUUGUUGAAAUGCACCAUGAAGCUUUGAGUGAGGCUCUUCCUGGGGACAGUGUAGGCUCUACUGUCAAGAACAUAUGUCAAAGAUGUUCAUCGUGGCAAUGUGACUGGUGACAGCAAAAAUGACCCACCAAUGGCAGCAGCCAGUUUCAUGGCUCAUGUCAUUAUCCUGAACCAUCCAGGCCAAAUCAAUGCUGGAUAUGCACCUGUGCUGGAUUGUCACACAGCUCACAUAGCUUGCACGUUUGCUGAGCUAAGGAAGAAGAUAGAGCUUCCUUCUGGAAAAAAGCUGGAAGAUGGGCCCAGGUUCUUGAAAUCUGGUGAUGCUGCCAUUGUUGAUAUGGUUCUCGGCAAGCCUGUGUUUGUUGAGAGUUUGACUAUCCUCCUCUGGUCUGUUUUGCUGUUGGUGACAUGAGACAGAUGGUUGCUGUGGGUGUCAUCAAAGCAGUGGACAAGAAGGCAGCUGGAGCUGGCAAGGCCAAGCAGAAGGCUAAAUGAAUAUUAUCCCCAAUACCUGCCACCCCAAUCUUAAUCAGUGGUGGAAGAAUGGUCUCAGAACUUUUUGUGUCAAUUGGCAAUUUAAAUUUAAUAGCUGGUUAAUGAUAACAAUGCAUCGUAAAACCUUCAGAAGGAAAGGAGAAUGUUUUGUGGACCAUUUGUCUUUGUGUGUGUGUAUGGCUGUGUGUGUAUAGCAGUUUUAUUAGUUUUUUAAAUCGGUACUUUUUAAUGGAAACAACUUGACCAAAAAAUCUGUCAUACAAUUCUGAGACACAUUAAAAGUUAAAUGAGAAAAAAACUUAACAAAAGUUAAAAUUAAAAUCGCUCACACAAUACCCUCACAACAGUAUGCCAUUUCUGAAAAAGAAGAGCCAGCGACGUGGGGCCUGCCUUCGUACAGGGCAGCUGCGAGCUUGCCCCUCUGGUCUGCUGUCCACCAUUUCCCGCUGCACAUUGAAUUCCUAACCCUGAAGGCAAGAGCUGGGUGCCAAUCAUCAUGAUUGGACUGCUGUUUUCCUUAUAAUAGAAAAAUGUAUCUCUGUACUUAAGGCCUCUAAAUGGGGAAGCCAGAUAGACAGGGCUGUAUGUUUCAAGAAAAAUGGCCCACCCAUUAGCAUCUGCUUGAGAGUGUUAUUCCUUUGCCUGUGUGAGAAACAUCUCCAUGUAUACAAGACGCAAGCAAGUGCCUGUCUGCUCAACCUGCUUACUCGGGUGUACUUUCAAGAAUUCUCAGUGUAUGUACAAAACAGUUUCUUAAAAACAGUGUUUCUAAUACUUGGGAAGAAUUUUUGAGGGAAGGCUUGUUUUAAAAGACAGGCAUGAUUAGUAAAUGAUUUAGGCUUCUGGGUGAUUAUAAUAGCCAUUCUCCUAGAAUAACACACAGCAUACACUGACUAGAACAUAAGACAAGGAGUAUGAUCUGCAGAAACUGCUUUACCCAUAUUUUCUCAGCCUGCACAAGCGCAGGAACAAAACUAUUCAUGACCUAAAACAGCACUUCUGAUUAAGAAUUUGGGUUUCCACUUCCUGUGGAAUUCAUCUAGAGUGGCUACCUCUAGGUAGUUUAAGUUAACAGAAAUAUGGGUUGGGGAGAACCCCAGCUCCAGGUGCUUAGGAUGGCACCAUGAGUCUCAGCCCUGUAACUAAUGAAUAUGGCCUACCUCCUGGGUCCUGCAGAGCUGGCCCUGGCAAAGCUGGAGCUGUUUCCAUUUCACUCAUUAUGUUAUUUUAGUUGGCACACUCCUAAUUCAGCAGGUAUUUCUGAGGACAGCUUGAACAUUUGACUCUUCAGAUUCAAGUGUAAUAAUUUCCAUUUAGCCCUACUACAUUUCAUCUUAUAUUCAAAUCAUCAUUCCAAUUACUAGGUCUUUUUGGACACUAUCCCUCUCAGUUAGGUCCUUCCCAUCCCUGCAUAAUCAAUGAACAAGAAGCCUGCAACCUCUGUUCUUAUACAAAUUGAACAAGACAAGUUGCAGUUUCUGCAGUUGAACUAUAACCCAUUAAACAUCAUCCUCUGAGCACUGGGUGUUAUUCUGUAUGUUGGUAAAUUGAACACCAAUAAAAAUUAAUUAAAAAAAUAAUAAAUAAAUAAACAUCAUCCUCCAAAUAGAGUCAAUUACUCUUGUGUAAGGAAUCCUCUUCCCUGCGCUGAUUAAAAGAAAGUAUCUGAUUAAUUUAAAGUUUUCUUAAAAAUAGUAAAUACCUCAGGCUGUGUAAUCUGUAUCAUAGGCUUAAAGGUAUUUGUCUUUCAAAGCUUUGAAAGAUAUCCAUGGCCAAAGUCCAAAAAAACUACUCAGCAAACAUAAUAUAAUAGUCAUCAGUGUGCCAGACUCAAGUGAUACUAGCAACAGGCAAGCACAUACUGUUUAUACCUACUUAAGAGAUUAGACACAUCUAUGUAUUAUUGGGUAAGGAAGCUGCAGCAUUAGGCUAGAUUGUCUAAAUUUGAUCCCAUUUAAACCAGUGGCUUUCAGAGAUUAAAUAUGAUGAAAAUAAUAGCUAUUACAGUACAUUAUAGCUUCUGUCAUGGUAAAAAUUUCUCCGAUUUUUUACCUGUCUACAUCAUAAGCAUAGAACUCAUUUCAAAGCAGCAUACAGAAAAACAAGAAUGGCUAUGAUACUGUUAAUGAACAAAAAUUAGAUUAUUCUGGGCUUUUAAGCUACCCUCUAUUAUCAUUUCUUAAUGUCUUUGUUUCUUGAUAUUUUUUUCUCAUUCUGAGAAAACAUGCCUCUAAACCCAAUUUAUAAAUAAAGUUAUAUUAGCAGUACAGGAACAAGGCUUGAAGAAAAUCCUUCUGACCAAAUAAAUUGAUGACAUUACCAUGACAUUUUCAAAAGAAUCUUAAGUCACCAAAACAUAAAUACAUUCAUAAAGACUUAUGAAGGGGGCAGCCCGGGUGGCUCAGCAGUUUAGCGCCGCCUUCAGCCCAGGGUGUGAUCCUGGAGACCUGCCAUCAAGUCCCGUGUCAGGCUCCCUGAGUGGAGCCUGCUUCUCCCUCUCCCUGUGACUCUCAUGAGUGAAUAAAUAAAAUCUUUUUAAAUUUUUUAAAAAAGACUUAUGAAGGGAUUAUUCUUAAAACUUGGAUACAGAAAACAGUACAGGAGGGAUAAAAGGUUUUAACAUAUUCCAUAAUACGCCCCCCACAAAGGGCAUUUUUCACUAUCUUUUUGGAAGUUCUAAAUGCAGACAAGACCCCAGCUUGUGGCCUAGGAAGGAUUCUGAGAUAAUAAAGAUCAAGGCGGCUUGCACCAACCUACCUAAAAAGGAGCGUUUAAGAAUACAGAAAACUGGUGUGCGUCAAGUUGGCCAUCACCCAAGAAAUACAGUUUUGUGCCUUGAGAACUGAGUGGGAGGAAUUCAUUGACAAUGAAAUUCCUCAGCACCAAGCUGAAGUCAAAAAGUCUCAUUUGCCUUUACUGAACAGAGGACAUUCUGCUUUAACUGAUCUGAUGAACUUCUUGGAUUACAGCCAUGUUUUGGAAAACAGAAAAAUAGCAGUUUUUUCAGUACUUAAAGGUUUGGUUAUAAAAACAUCAAAGCAUAAAGUUUCUUUUUAAGAUUUUAUUUAUUUAUUUAUUCAUAAGAGGCACGGGGGUGGAGGCAGAGGGAGAAGCAGGCACCAUGCAGGGAGCCCGAUGUGGGACUUGAUCCCAGGUCUCCAGGAUCACAACCUGGGCCAAAGGCAGGCGCUAAACCGCUGAUCCACCGGGGCUGCCCCAGCAUAAAGUUUUCUUGAAAAUAGUAAAUACUUCGGACUGUGUCAUCUACAUCACAGGCUUUCACAUAUUUAGCUUUGAAACCUAUGAAAGAUUUUUAUGGCCAAGGUCCAAAAAACUACUCAAAAAGCAGAAUAGUCAUCAGUGUGCCCAACUCAUGUGAUAUUAGUAACAGGUGAGGCCAGAAAGAGACCCUUGGAGGACAGGGGGAGGGAUUGGGGAGGUCACUAGUGGUGAGGCUUCAUGCUUGAAAAUACUAAUGAUUUAAGAGUAUGUGUGUGUACUGUACCUUAUAUUAAGUGUAAUACAUUAAACUGAUAAUAACCCAGAUUUUUUUUUAGAAAGAGCUUUAAAAAAAAAAAAAGAAAAGAAAGAGCUUUAAAAUAAGUGUUUUUUCCUAUCAAGGAUUAGAAACUGAAUUGGAGAUGUCUUUAAAUAUUUUGCAAAUCCAGAACCAGAUAUAUUGACCCAUAAUUAGGAAGGGCCAAGUUGAUUUUUUUUUUAAUAUUCUGUCAGAUUCUGAUCAUCUUCCCACACACCCACACUUUCCUUAAAGCCAAGUCUAUGGUUCUGAUACGAUGACUCCAAUAAAUGGAAGCCAUAAUCGAACAUCGCUCAGUUACAGCUUUAUGUUAUUCUAAACUACCCUCUAGUUCUAGAUUAUUUUUAGAAAUUGAGGAAAUUAUUAAAAAUGAAAUACAAGAAAAUUACUUCUCUUAUCUCACACUUGAGACAAGAUCCUUUGAAAUGACUAUAUCUCACAGCCCUAUGAAAUAUUCUUAAGGGGAAAGGCAAUGUGACUCUGAAGAAAAUGCCACAUAGAUUGUUAAUUAUAUAUGUUAAUUUGGAUAGUCAUAGUUUAGCAGAUAUGAAGCCAAAGAGAUUAAAGACUCCGCCUUAACUAACAGGUAGCAAUAGUAAUAGUUAGUUUGAGCUACAGUUCUUUCAGAUUACUCAGCUGGUCUCCUCACAGUUUUACUCCUUUCACAUAUUAUUCACAGUUAAACACUAAUAUCUUCAAGCAAUUAAAGUUUUGACUUCUGGUCUCCCAUACUGACAAAAUGUAAACCAACUAAUCAGAGAAUCUAAAUGAUUACAAAUUAUAUUUUUCAGUGACAUGUUUCCCAUUCAAGCUUCUUUUUAACUGGACCGCUGUGCAUGUUGAAUGGGUACAAGACGUGCAAACAUUUAUCAAGUUUGGGCAAGCAAUGCUAAUACUGCUGACGGUUCUGUUCUUGGAAGAGGGCCAUGCUUUUCGUUGCAUGCAUUACACUGACCCUGUACUUUCUUUCCUUUCCUUUGUUUCCUGUGCCAUGCUUGCU
Nyctereutes procyonoides (raccoon dog) is the source of this 14667-nucleotide messenger RNA. It is a transcript of the gene FRY, whose product is annotated as FRY microtubule binding protein. Bases 126 to 8738 code for a protein of 2870 amino acids. Gene Ontology annotation, cellular component: cell cortex; site of polarized growth. The record is from RefSeq and is a predicted model, not a curated record. Gene Ontology annotation, biological process: neuron projection development; cell morphogenesis. The transcript has 59 exons. NCBI's taxonomy places the organism in Eukaryota, Metazoa, Chordata, Mammalia, Carnivora, Canidae.